This is a messenger RNA of Polyodon spathula (Mississippi paddlefish), 1743 nucleotides long. Its product is annotated as complement C1q tumor necrosis factor-related protein 2-like. Gene Ontology annotation, molecular function: protein binding. The coding region runs from base 354 to 1232 and encodes 292 amino acids. Lineage: Eukaryota; Metazoa; Chordata; Actinopteri; Acipenseriformes; Polyodontidae. The transcript has 3 exons. The record is from RefSeq and is a predicted model, not a curated record.
UCUCAGGAAAUUAUUAGAAGUCUUGUAACCAUAGCUGACUUUACUUAAAAAUAACAGGCGGUACAUGUUCCACAGUUGACAUUCUCCACAGCAAUAUUUUCCGAUCACAUUUUACAAGGAACAUAUUUAAACUAUUACACAACCUCGAAAGUAUGUCCUGUUAUCAGUGAUAGAAUGAAAAUAAGUUAAAACGCUGUGCAACAGUACUGAAGAAGUCCAGACAAGGUAAUCUUUUGUCAGUGAAAGCUGCAUUUCCAGACGGAGUUUAUGUGGACGGGGUAAACUUAUUUCACUUCACGGAGCACUGCUUGUCUGCAGCGGGAAAGACUGGACAUUUUGUUCAUGGUGCCAGGAUGCUUUCUUUUACCCUUCUCGCCUGCUUUGUAGCGUUUGUGGCCAAUCAGGCUGUGAGCACUGGGGCCAAGAAAAGCAAGCUGCUCACCAUUAAUCCUGCACAGCUGGUCUGCAGCAUGCCUGGUCCCCCUGGGCCCCCAGGUCUACCAGGGGCCCCAGGGGCCUCAGGCUCCAUUGGGAGAAUGGGCUUCCCUGGGAAAGAUGGAAAGGACGGAAAGGAUGGGGACAAGGGGGAGAAAGGGCAACAAGGUGACCAAGGUAGACAGGGGAAUCCUGGAAAGGCUGGCUCUAAAGGCAAACAGGGUGUGAUCGGCAAGCAUGGGCCCCGGGGUAAGAAAGGACCCAGAGGGGACCCCGGCCCGGCAGGGGCGCCUGGGUCGAAGGGCAAGGCGGGGGACACCGGUGAGGAUGGGCUGCCUGGUGUCUGCAAAUGUGGCAUCAAUUUGGCUAAAUGUGCCUUCUCUGUCGCAGCCACUAAGAGCUACCCGAAGGAGAGGAUGCCCAUCAAAUUCAACAAGGUCUUCAUGAACGAAGGUGGCCACUACAAUGCCAGCAGUGGCAAGUUUGUAUGUGGCAUCCCUGGCAUUUAUUAUUUCAGUUAUGAUAUCACUCUGGCAAACAAGCACUUGGCAAUUGGGCUGGUGCACAACGGGCAAUAUAAGAUAAAGACCUUCGACGCCAAUACUGGCAAUUAUGAUGUAGCGUCAGGAUCUACCAUCCUGCGCCUGGCGCGGGGUGACGAGGUGUGGCUGCAGAUCUUCUACUCCGAGCAGAAUGGACUCUUCUAUGACCCGUACCGGACCGACAGCUUGUUCACUGGGUUUCUGAUAUACCCGGACCAGGACUUCCUCAACAAAGUAGAGGAGAACCUCAGCUGACUUCACUGGUUGGACUUAUAAAGUAAAAUGACAAGGCCGAAAGCUAAAUUUUUGGCUUCACAUAAUUUGUUUUACUUUUCACUGGGAGAAUGCAUUGUCUCAUUGGAAUAGUUCAAAAGGAUGGAACCUAAAUAUUUGAAGCAGUAUCCCGUGCAAUUCUAUUCCUGCUUAGCUAUUGCAGAACAUUGUUUCUGUUGUGUGAAGUGUCCUAUGAAAGAAAUUCAUUGAAGUACAUGUAGUGCAAAUUCUACCAACCUGAUCAUUUUCAGCGACAAUUUUACCAGUAAAGCCAGAAAAUGAUUACUUUGCAUAAUAUGUGAUAGACCCCUAUCGAAGCAACUCCAGUAAGAAAAUAAUCAUGCCCAGUUUUUAUUAGCAUGUGUUUGUCCUUGUGAAACUCCCAGUGUGCCCUUAACAGAUAAAGGUGAUUUCUGACCAGUUAGUGGAUGCUGUCAUGGAACGUAUAUUUGCUUUGUAAUGUAUGAGUAUUCAAAAUAAAAUGCUAGUCUGG